GAGUGUGAUGAUAAAAUUCAUUAUGAUUGGUGCAAUGAAAUUACCUAUAAUAAGUUAACAUAUGUUCUGUUUUAUGUUCUCUUCUGUUGGAUUAUAUAUACUGGAAGUACCAGUUGUGUUUAUUCUGUUUAUUUCCUGGGAUUUAUGAAAAAUACAAUGGUUUUGGUUAGUCAAUCUCCUUCUUUUUGUCAAAAAGGGAGGGGGUUGUUUAUUAGGGGUUGGGUGUUAUUAAGAGAAUAUAUAGAGUUUUUCAUAGACAUUGCAUCUUUUUUUCAAAUUGGGUGAUUUAGUUGGUGAUUUCAUGAAAUAUAUAUUUUAUCAUGCUAUUGACAUUAAGAAAUCAAAAUCAACUCUUAUUUGAAUAGUUUAGACUUUCCCCUAUCUUUUCCGACAAAUAAUAAGGCAACUAUCUCAGUUGAAAAGAACAGUUGUUGUUACUGCUACCACAGGUAUGGCUGCAUUGGAGCUAGGUAUGAAUACAUCCACUCUGUAUCAUUGAAGUGGCAUUCUGGAUGGCCGAUAUUCUGUAGAAAAAUUAGAGGAGCUUUAUCAGAAUGAUGACAAAUACUCUGCUGCUAAGCAGAGAAUAUAAAAAGCUGACUGCCUUAUCAUUGACGAGAUAAGCAUGUUGACACAAAAAAUAUUUGAACUGGUUGAAUGUGUUUGUCGCAGUGUCAGAAAGAAAGAUCAAUGCUUUGGAGGUUUGCAGGUCAUUGGCUGUGGUGAUUUCAAGCAGUUACCACCUGUUCCAGACAAGUUCUUAAAUGAUAAAGGGAAACACUGCUUUGAAAGUUCAAUGUUUCAAAGUACAUUUCCACACCAUGUAAACUUAACAAAGGUUAUAAGACAGACUGACCAGGAUUUGGCCUUGGCAGUGAAAGAACUUUGUGAUGGGUCACCGUCAGAACAAACAAUACAGCUACUGAAAAGUUUAGACAAAGACCUAGACAGACCAGAUGUUGUUAGACUCUAUGGUACAAAUUUUGAUGUACGCUAUGUCAAUGAGGAGAUGCUGGACAUGAUUGAUAAAGAGGCUUAUGUUUUCAAGGCAACUGAUGAAGGUAUUUAAGAAAUACAUAUAAGAAAUAUAAAUCCAAUUUUAUCCUCUACUCAUGUACCUUUUAUAUGACGUCAUUAUGGGGACAUUAAUCAUGCU
Messenger RNA from Ruditapes philippinarum (Manila clam), 1156 nucleotides. RefSeq lists its product as uncharacterized. Lineage: Eukaryota; Metazoa; Mollusca; Bivalvia; Venerida; Veneridae. Bases 626 to 1069 code for a protein of 147 amino acids. Gene Ontology annotation, molecular function: DNA helicase activity. Gene Ontology annotation, biological process: DNA repair; telomere maintenance. The transcript is spliced from 3 exons. The record is from RefSeq and is a predicted model, not a curated record.